AUGGGCUUGAGCAAUGCCACACUCACCAUCCUGGGUACAGGAAACAUUACCAAGCCCAUUGUGAAGAAUCUGUUGCCUGCUAUCAAGGAUGGCAAGACAGAUUUGCCCUUCACUAAGAUCGUCGCUUGUGUGCGCUCAGAGAGCUCGGAGAAAAAGCUCAAUGAGCAAUUCUCAGAGUACAGCGGCGUCUUGACCGUUUCGCGCGGUGAGAAUGUCAAGGCUGUACAACAAGCUGAUGCCAUCAUCUUGGGUGUUGACCCUGCUGAUAUCGAGAGUGUUCUCACACAAGAUGGCAUUCGCGACGCUCUAUCUGGGAAGCUCCUCAUCAGUGUCGCCGCAGGCUGGACAAAGGAGAAAAUUGAGUCCACCAUCUACGGUAGCGAGACCAACAAGGACAACAGCUCUGGUCGAGUAUGGGUCAUCCGCACAUUGCCCAACAUCGCGUGCAUGGUCUCCGAAGGCUUAAUCGCCAUCGAGAAGUCACCUUCAGAGCCAGAAGUCCCCAAAGAGCACCGCGACCUCACUAAAGCUCUCUUCACAACCAUCGGCGAGACCGUUGAAGUCCCCCCACGUCUGAUGAAUGCCACUACCGCAGUUGGAGGUUCAACCCCUGCAUUCUGGGCUGUCAUCUGUGAUGCCUUCAUCGAUGCGUCCGUAGCGGUAGGUGUUCCCCGCGCCGACGCCCAGACUAUGAUCUAUCAAUCCAUGAAGGGGUCAGCGGCAAUGCUGCAGAGUGGAUUGCAGCCAGGAGAUCUGAGAGAUCAGGGUACGUCGCCUGAGGGGUGCACUAUUGGAGGAAUCAUGGUUCUGGAAGAGGCUGGUGUCAGGGGUCAUCUUGGACGGGCACUAAGGGAGGCUGUUACUACGGCGCGGUUGAUGGAGACCACCACUCAUGUGAAUGAUACACGCCCUACUUCAUAG
This is a messenger RNA of Fusarium coffeatum, 921 nucleotides long. RefSeq lists its product as uncharacterized. NCBI's taxonomy places the organism in Eukaryota, Fungi, Ascomycota, Sordariomycetes, Hypocreales, Nectriaceae. Gene Ontology annotation, biological process: L-proline biosynthetic process. Gene Ontology annotation, molecular function: pyrroline-5-carboxylate reductase activity. The record is from RefSeq and is a predicted model, not a curated record. The transcript has 2 exons. Bases 1 to 921 code for a protein of 306 amino acids.